Cuculus canorus (common cuckoo) is the source of this 863-nucleotide messenger RNA. RefSeq names its product biogenesis of lysosomal organelles complex 1 subunit 1 (gene BLOC1S1). Gene Ontology annotation, biological process: endosomal transport. NCBI's taxonomy places the organism in Eukaryota, Metazoa, Chordata, Aves, Cuculiformes, Cuculidae. The record is from RefSeq and is a predicted model, not a curated record. Gene Ontology annotation, cellular component: BLOC-1 complex. The coding region runs from base 296 to 673 and encodes 125 amino acids. The transcript is spliced from 4 exons.
UAGACCCUGUAGACCUCUCAGGUCCCUGUACCCCCUAUCCAGGUCCCUACAGUCCCCAAUGAGCCCCCCCAGGGGCUGCCAGCCCAGUCCCUAUGACUCCCAGAAGCUCUGCCUGGGCCCACUGGGCUCCAGCACUCUCCAUCCUCACCCCCUAUAGCGCCCCUAUAGCGCCCCUAUAGCCCUUCGCCCCCUCCACGUGCGCCUCUCGCAGGGAGGGGCGUUUCGGUCACGUGGGUGGGCGGGGGCGCCGGCGCGAGUCACGUGGCGGCGCGGGUCACGUGACUGGCCCCCCGCCAUGCUGUCGCGGCUGCUGAAGGAGCACCAGGCGCGCCAAGGCGAGCGGCGCGAGCUGCAGGAGCGGCGGCGCAGGGAGGCGAUCACGGCCGCCACGCGCCUGACGGAGGCCCUGGUCGAUCACCUCAAUGUGGGAGUGGCGCAGGCGUACGUGAAUCAGCGCAAACUGGACCAGGAGGUGAAGGCGCUGCAGGCGGCGGCGGCGCAGUUUGCGCGGCAGACGGGGCACUGGAUCGCCAUGGUGGAGAGCUUCAACCAGGCCCUCAAGGAGAUCGGCGAUGUGGAGAACUGGGCGCGCAGCAUCGAGCUGGACAUGCGCACCAUCGCCACCGCCCUCGAGUACGUCUACAAGGGGCAACUCCAGCCCUCGGGGUCCUGAGCGCCCCCCGGGACCCCCCCCGGGACCCCCCAACUCUGCUGGAUCCCCCCCAACCCCCCCCCCAAGCCCCCCAAUUUCACUACGCUCAAGUACAUCUCUAUGGAGCAGCGCCAGUAUUUGGGUUCCUGAGGUGCCACUGUGACCCCCACACACACACACCUCAGGACCCCCAAAACUGCAGGGACACCCC